Messenger RNA from Prosopis cineraria, 2201 nucleotides. RefSeq names its product class V chitinase-like. The record is from RefSeq and is a predicted model, not a curated record. The transcript has 6 exons. NCBI's taxonomy places the organism in Eukaryota, Viridiplantae, Streptophyta, Magnoliopsida, Fabales, Fabaceae. Gene Ontology annotation, molecular function: chitinase activity; chitin binding. Bases 6 to 848 code for a protein of 280 amino acids. Gene Ontology annotation, biological process: carbohydrate metabolic process; chitin catabolic process. Gene Ontology annotation, cellular component: extracellular region.
CUGACAUGAACAACAUGGGAAAGCUUUUUCAAGAGUGGCGAGAAGCUGCAAAUUCUGAGGCUCAAAACACCAGUGACCCGGAAUUGAUCUUGACUGCAGCUGUUCAAUUCGGGUCAGGUUCGGUUUUUGGAUCCUACCCAGUGGAAUCAAUCAGAAGCAACUUGAACUGGAUGCAUGUUUUGGCUUAUGAUUACUACUCGCCAACGUGGGCAAAAUUUACUGGUGCUCAUGCUGCUUUGUAUGACCCUUCAAGUGAUGUGAACACUGACUCUGGCAUUAAGGAAUGGAUUGGUAGAGGAGUUUCUGCUAACCAGUUGGUUUUGUCUUUGCCUUUUUAUGGAUAUGCCUGGACUCUUAAGAAUCCUAAGGACAAUGCAAUCAGCACACCAGCUACAGGUCCAGCAAUUACAGAUGAUGGGAAUGUGAGUUACAAGGACGUCAAAGCUUACAUCCAGAGAUAUGGGGCUACAGUACUGUAUAAUUCUACCUAUGUAGUGAAUUACUUCUCAAUUGGAUCAAAUUGGAUUGAUUUCGACGAUGCUGAGGCUAUCAAAAUUAAGGUGUCUUGUGCAAGUGAAAAGAAACUACUUGGUUAUGUUGUGUGGGCUGUUUCAUAUGAUGACAGCAAUUGGGCGCUUUCCACUGCAGCAGGAUCUGUGAUGUUCUGCUUAAGGAAGAGAAUAUUCAAAUCAACCGAGUUGGUUAAAGCUGCUGGAGAUUCUAGGUCUGAAGUAAAUAAGGAAGGUGCAGAACUUUUUCUUGGCAAUGCUCCUGAUUUGCAAGUAUUUGGCUUUUCAGACAUUGAGGUGGCCACAGAUGGAUUUUCAAUUGAAAAUGAGCUUGGUUAGGGUGGUUAUGGUCCGGUUUAUAAGGGCAUAUUAGCGGAUGGCCAGGAAAUAGCUGUGAAAAAGCUAUCAAAAGCUUCCGCACAAGGAUUUGAGGAAUUCAAAAAAUGAGGUAACACUUACUGCAAGACUACAACAUGUGAAUCUUGUUCGGCUCUUGGGGUUCUACAUUGACAGAGAUGAACAAAUGCUGAUCUAUGAGUACAUGCCAAAGAAAAGCCUUGACUUCUACUUAUUAGAUCCUAUAAGACAGUAUCUACUUGAUUAGAAAAAACGAGUUGACAUCAUGGAACGGAUUGUUCAAGGGCUUCUUUACUUACAAGAAUACUCAAGGUUGACAAUAAUUCAUAGAGACAUAAAAGCUAGCAAUACUUUGUUGAAUGAUGCCUUAAAGCCAAAAAUUUCAGAUUUUGGUAUGGCAAGAAUAUUUGCAAAGAAUGAGCUUGAAGCAAACACUGGCAAGAUAGGCGGACCCUAUGGUUAUGUUUCCCUGAAUAUGUAAAAAAGGGCCUAUGCUCCACAAAGUCUAAUUUGUAUAGCUUUGGAGUUUUGCUUCUGCAAAUUAUAAGUGGCAAGAGGACAGCAAGUUUCUAUGGUGAACAUGAAGAUUUAAACAUCACAGGAUAUGUAAGUAACUUCUUCAACUUUGUUAAAAGGAAAGAUCUUAGUGGGAUUUUUUAAAUAGACACAUUCUACAAAAGUUGAGCAGAGAAAGACAACUAUGAAGAUAUAUAUAUAUAUAUAUAUAUAAGCUUACUGUCUGUGGACUCAACUAAAAUUAUGAUUGACAUACCUGUACUAUUUUCAUAAUUGGUUUAAUGUACUUAUCUUUUGUUGACCGGCUCUACUAAUAAUGUCUUGAUGUCUUAAUCUGUUGUUUGUUUAAGAUUAAGUUUAUGUGCUAUUAAUAUGGUACGUGAAUGUUAACAUCGUUAGGCUUAUGAACUGUAGAAAGAAGGCAGAGGCAUGGAGUUUAUGGAUUCUAGUCUUGAUGACUCAUUUUCACCAUGUAAAUUGUUGAGGUGCAUGCAUGUUGCUCUGUUAUGCGUGCAAGAAAGUGCAAAUGACAGGCCUUCUAUGUUGGAAAUUUCUUCAAUGUUGAAAAGUGAAAGUAAUCUGACAUUCCCAAAGAAACCUGCAUUUUCUAGAGCAAAUGAGGUGGAAGAAGCCAAUGAAAGAAUAUUGCAGAUGGAAACUAAAUCAAUUAAUGAAUUGACUGUCUUUGAAGCAGUAGCAAAAGAUAGUAAAGCUGAAUUCUUUUGAAAAUUAAAACGGAUUUAUAUAUACUAGAUUCUGUGAUUAUAAGUUCAUAUGUAAGUGUAUAUUCCUUUAUGACUAGAAAUUAUUGGCCAUGAA